Molecule: messenger RNA, 1524 nt
Organism: Girardinichthys multiradiatus
Lineage: Eukaryota; Metazoa; Chordata; Actinopteri; Cyprinodontiformes; Goodeidae
Gene: hes4
Product: hairy-related 9
Exons: 4
Coding region: 233-1096 (287 amino acids)
Biological process (GO): regulation of transcription by RNA polymerase II; anterior/posterior pattern specification; regulation of neurogenesis
Cellular component (GO): nucleus
Molecular function (GO): RNA polymerase II cis-regulatory region sequence-specific DNA binding; protein dimerization activity; DNA-binding transcription factor activity, RNA polymerase II-specific
Source: RefSeq, a predicted model, not a curated record
CGGCAUAAGACGUAGAGAGGUCGCAGUGCACGGCACCACGCACGGUUUGAACCCGCUCUGGUUCCGGAUGACAGCUCGGCGAUAACUAGCGGAACAGCUCUGGCGGAUCUUUGAUGUUCUGCAGUGGCGCAACGUGAUUUUUGCUGUUUUUAAUCAUUCGCUGCGCUUCCAAAUAGGAUUAACUUCUUCACCCUGUUGUUGCGUUAUUAUUUUGAACCUGCAGUGAUCCAUAAUGCCAGCUGACACUAUGGAAAAGCAGACGGCAUCUCCCAUCGCUGGAGCUCCUGCCAACGGAUCACACACCCCGGACAAGCCAAAAAAUGCCAGCGAGCACAGAAAAUCAUCUAAACCCAUUAUGGAAAAACGUCGGAGGGCAAGAAUAAACGAAAGUCUUUCGCAGCUCAAGACCCUCAUCCUGGACGCACUUAAGAAAGAUAGCUCCAGACACUCUAAGUUGGAAAAGGCAGACAUCCUGGAGAUGACGGUGAAGCACUUGAGGAACCUGCAGCGCAUGCAGAUGAGCGCAGCGCUCUCGGCAGAUGCAACAGUGAUGAGCAAAUACAGAGCCGGAUUCAACGAGUGCAUGAACGAGGUGACCCGCUUCCUGUCCACUUCAGAGGGGGUGAACGCGGAGGUGAGGUCGCGGCUCCUCGGCCACCUGUCCAGCUGCAUGGGUCAGAUGAUGUCCGUGAACUACCCGCAGCAGCCUCCGUCCCAGCCGGCGCAUCUGGCCCAGCCCCUCCAUGUGCAGCUCCCAUCCACCCUGCCCAUCAGUUCCAAGCUCAGUCCCGCCGAGGCCGUCUCUCCUAAGGUAUUCGGUGGGUUCCAGCUGGUGCCCGCAACAGAUGGACAGUUCGCCUUUCUGAUCCCAAAUCCGCCCUUCGCCUCCACCACCACCGCUCCUGUUAUCCCCCUCUUCUCCAACGCCGGGGUGCCUGUUGCGGUGAACGCCAGUCCUGUGCACGGCAGCUCCGCGCCUACUGCAGCAUCUCCAGUGCACGGAAUGACGUCCUUCAUUGGGGGGUCCCAGGUGGUCAGUCCCAUGGGGGUGAACCCUGGCGCGGAGAACAGUGAAGCGGUGUGGCGGCCUUGGUAGCUAGCAGGGACCAGCCCCUUUUCCAGUUCAAACUUUUACCUAAAACUUUUACACAGCUGUUGCCGGGUUGAGCCUGCGACUUUUCCGCUACAGGAUGGCAACUUUAACCACUCGAUGCCCCCACUAGUCCUGAAUGUUUCGUUUUAUGGAACAAAUGUUAAAAAAAAAAAACAGCGCAUGUCUUGUUUUUGAUUUUUGAAAUAUAAUUUAUUAUUAACUCCAACAUUUGGAUCUCGGUGAUAAAGGUUCAGACAGAAGAUUUAUAGGAGACCUUUGUUAUGAAGUACUUUUUAUGAAAAGGUUUAGUUUUGUACAGAGCUGUUAUUGAUUGCCAUACCAAAGCUGUUUUAUAUUCUGUUUUGUGUUAAAAAGAAAAACAGUUGAAGGUGGGUGGUAACCCAGGGUUUUAAUAAAUGAGAUUUUUUUUA